This is a messenger RNA of Haemorhous mexicanus (house finch), 721 nucleotides long. RefSeq names its product piercer of microtubule wall 1 (gene PIERCE1). The record is from RefSeq and is a predicted model, not a curated record. The coding region runs from base 97 to 441 and encodes 114 amino acids. The transcript is spliced from 3 exons. Gene Ontology annotation, cellular component: axonemal microtubule. Gene Ontology annotation, biological process: axoneme assembly. NCBI's taxonomy places the organism in Eukaryota, Metazoa, Chordata, Aves, Passeriformes, Fringillidae.
UCGGGGCGGUUGCGGUCGCUCCCCGCCCUCCUCCUUCGGUCGCCGGGUAACGCUCCGUGCCCGCGGCCCGGCCCGGCCCGGCCCGGCGGCUCCGCCAUGGCCCAGCCCAGCCCGGGCGUCCCCCGGCGCUUCGAGGAGCUCACCUUCUACCGCGGCUACGGGCAGCCGCCGGCUCACCCCCGCUUCCGGACCGCCAACCAGACCUACGGCAGCAGGGCCCCCACGGUGCACGAGCUGCCGAGCUCCUUCCACAUCCUCCCGCACAAGUUUUCGGAUCAUCUGGGCAGGAUUGGCAUGUGCAGGAACGAGAGCCUGAACACAUCCCUGGAGAAGAGCCACUGCACCGGCCCCGACACCUUCAUCACCGCCUACGAGCACCUGGAUUUCCACCCCAGCUACAACCCCAGCGGCCCCUCGCACUGCCGGGACCAGCCGCUGUAGGCAGCUUUUGUCUGCCUUAAAAACGUCCACAGCCGGCCUUGAUCCUAAAAGGACCCACCAGAUUGCGGAGGGAGUGUUACUAGGAGUAUUUAGUGAUGAUUUUAUGUGGUUAAGUGUCAGUUAGGUAGCUCCAUUGAAGCGUUUUACCUAAUUUUUCAGCAGCAUAUAAAUACUAGAAAAGAUAAAUUCUGUUUUUAUCCCCUUAUCCUCUUCCCUGCCACUAAGGAUCCUUUACACUCUUGCCUUAUGUAGUACAUAUCAUUAAAAAUGAAGAGCUAAA